GAUGGACCACCUCACAAAUGGUUAUAAAGUCAUACCCACUUCUCCCACAAUGACCACAACAAAUGACCAAGCAUGAACUAAAGUGCCAGAAUUGAUUGUGGUGGGACAUCUUUCCCUGGAAAUAAGUAAAAUGGAACAUAAUGGGUCUGCUUCAAAUGCUGAUAAAACCCAUCAGAAUCGCCUCUCAAGUGUUACAGAAGAUGAAGACCAAGAUGCUGCUCUUACCAUUGUGACUGUGCUGGACAAAGUAGCCACCAUCGUGGACAGUGUGCAGGCAAGCCAGAAAAGACUAGAGGAGAGACACAGGGAAAUGGAAAAUGCCAUAAAAUCUGUCCAGAUUGACCUGUUGAAGCUUUCACAGUCACACAGCAAUACGGGCUACGUCAUUAACAAGUUAUUUGAGAAAACUCGAAAAGUCAGUGCUCACAUUAAAGACGUGAAGGCCCGGGUGGAAAGGCAGCAAAUUCACGUGACAAAAGUUGAAUCCAAGCAAGAGGAAAUAAUGAAGAAAAACAAAUUCCGUGUGGUAAUAUUCCAGGAGAAGAUUCGGUGUCCAACAUCCCUGUCUAUUGUUAAAGACAGAAACCUAACUGAGAAUCAAGAAGCUGAAAGUGAUGUCUUUGACCCUCCAGUAGAACUGUCUUCGGAUGAAGAGUAUUAUGUUGAGGAAAGCAGAUCUGCCAGGCUUAGAAAGUCAGGCAAGGAGCGCAUUGAUAAUAUCAAAAAGGCAUUUUCCAAAGAAAAUAUGCAGAAGACGCGGCAGAAUUUUGACAAGAAAGUGAACAGAAUUAGAACUAGAAUAGUGACCCCGGAGAGGAGAGAAAGGCUAAGGCAGUCGGGAGAAAGGUUAAGACAGUCGGGAGAGAGGCUGAAACAGUCAGGGGAAAGGUUUAAGAAAUCCAUUUCUAACGCAGCUCCCUCAAGGGAAGCUUUUAAGAUGCGUAGCCUGCGGAAAGCUAAAGACCGAACUGUGGCUGAAGAUGCAGAAGAGGUCAGGGAGAUGGGUGUGGACAUCAUUGCCAGGAGUGAGUCUCUGGGCCCCAUCACUGAGCUCUACACUGAUGAGCUCAGUGAAACAGACCGUGAGGAGGCCAGGGCGGUGUAUCCUCCCACAGAAGGAGGGGAAAUCUCAACCCCCGAGCCUUUAAAAGUUACUUUUAAACCCCAGGUGAAAGUGAAAGAUGAUGAAUCUCUUUUGUUAGAUUUAAAGCAGUAAUCAUAAGGAAGAACUAAGAUUAUAAGUAUAAAUCUCUUUAAUCACAAGGUUCUAGUUUAAUAACAUAGUCACUUACACUGAUGACGUAGUGUUGUCAUUUACAUUUAUAAAAUAGUGUAGUCAUUUACAUUUACUUAUGGGAAAACAUGAAUGAUACAGCUGGUUUCAUUUCUGAUAUUUAAAAUCUUAAAAAUAACACAAGUAUUCUAUAUAUUUCCUUAUAAUUUCCUUGGGAAUUCUUUUUACCUUCUUUGGGCUAACAACUUUUCCUUUUAUGUCAUUCUCAUGGCAGCUGUGGAUUUUUAAGUUCCUUUCUCUUGCCUAGCAGAAAAAUAGUUUCCUAGUGAGGGCCAAUUAGGUAUUUGGUGUCUAAAACAAAUGAAGGGUAAAUUUGUGGCCAUCAUUUGUAAGUUAACGCUCAAUUUUGGCCUAGCCUGAUGUGGCCAAGCUCCAAGGAUAAUAACCUACGUGUGGAUUAUAUCAUCCGUAUGUUCAAAUAGAUUCAUUAGUAGGUUAGUAGUUACCUUUUUUGAUGCUUUUACAUAAAAAAGGUGAAAUUCUGGA
This is a messenger RNA of Suricata suricatta (meerkat), 1780 nucleotides long. RefSeq names its product caveolae associated protein 4 (gene CAVIN4). NCBI's taxonomy places the organism in Eukaryota, Metazoa, Chordata, Mammalia, Carnivora, Herpestidae. The transcript has 3 exons. Bases 131 to 1216 code for a protein of 361 amino acids. Gene Ontology annotation, cellular component: cytoplasm; caveola. Gene Ontology annotation, biological process: regulation of gene expression. The record is from RefSeq and is a predicted model, not a curated record.